This is a messenger RNA of Penicillium taxi, 906 nucleotides long. RefSeq names its product class II aldolase/adducin domain protein. The transcript has 5 exons. Gene Ontology annotation, molecular function: actin filament binding. The record is from RefSeq and is a predicted model, not a curated record. Gene Ontology annotation, cellular component: cytoskeleton. Bases 1 to 906 code for a protein of 301 amino acids. Lineage: Eukaryota; Fungi; Ascomycota; Eurotiomycetes; Eurotiales; Aspergillaceae.
AUGUCGACAUCCACAAUGACAACAACCCAACCCGAGAGCUCUGUUCUUUUGGCCGGCGAAGAAGACCUUCAGUCCGCUGUCAAUGAUACCAAUUUCCAGUCCCUUGCCCGUGGCAGCCGGGAUGGAACUCUGAAACUGCGUGGAAUCCCCACCUUCUCCGACCCUCACGAGAAGCGAAAGUGGAUGAAAGAGCAUAUGGCCGCUGCUUUUCGUUACUUCGGAAAGAUGGGCUAUGCGGAGGGCGUUUCUGGACAUAUUUCCAUGCGAGACCCUGUAUUGGAGGAUCACUUCUGGAUGAACCCCUUUGCGAAGCACUUCUCCUCUAUCAAAGCCUCGGAUCUUGUCCUUGUUGACCACGAAGGAUUUGUUACAGAAGGUGGUGCCCAGCUGCCAAUCAAUGAGGCUGGCUUCAUGAUCCAUAGUGAGAUUCACAAGGCCCGCCCUGACGUGAUAGCCGCGGCUCACACACACGGUGUCUACGGCAAGACAUGGAGUGUAUUUGGCAAGCCCAUUGAGAUGCUGACUCAAGAUGCAUGCAACUUCUAUGGUCGUAUUGGUGUAUAUGACGAUCAUGCCGGCAUUGCGUUGUCUCAGGAUGAAGGGAAACACAUUGCGGCGGCCUUGGGCAAGGAUAAUAUUGCUUGCAUCUUGCAGAACCACGGCCUCCUCACUGUUGGCCGAACAGUAGAUGAAGCCGCCAUCCUCUACUCCAUGCUAGAUAACUCUUGCCACUCCCAGCUUCUCGCUGAAGCAGCUGCAGCAAAUGGUGUUCCUAAGAAAAUCAUCAGCGAUGAAGUAGCUCAGUAUACUGCUCAGUUUGCGCAAAACCCGCACAAUUUUUAUACUGAGUUCCAAUCUGAAUACGAGCUGAUUGUCGAGGAGACAAAUGGAAGGGUUCUUUUGUAA